Molecule: messenger RNA, 477 nt
Organism: Didymodactylos carnosus
Lineage: Eukaryota; Metazoa; Rotifera; Eurotatoria; Philodinida; Philodinidae
Source: the annotation of a GenBank genome assembly
AUGCCAUCAACAAGCGUGCCAUCAACAAGCGUACCAUCAACAAGCGUGCCUGCACAGGCACAUGCUACAGCUGCAUGUACAAUGGGUGCAUUUUCCAAUGUCUUUCCUGCUCCAAUCAUCAGUACAGCGGCGCAGACAGGAGACGACCUAGUGGGUACCUAUGGUGUCAAUUUAAUAAUAAACGGCGAUGGUGAAACGGGUCCAUGUGAAACUGGAGGUGGUACGACGCAUCCGUCAUUCUGGACUUACAACGGUACAAUAACACAGGUUCAAUAUGGAAAUUUGCAAUGGGCAGAUCAGAACUGGACAUCUCCCGGACCAAGAGGGCGUGCCGAUCCCGCUAAAGAGGUUGACAACGAUGAAGUUGAUAAGAUUUGUGAAUGUUAUUUACGUUUAACAGCGCUUCAUGAACAAUUGAUUAAGCGGGUGCGUGUCGGUUAUGUUAAAAGUGAUUUGCCUUCAUUUGCGUCGAUAUAA